AUGGAAGAGUUGUUUGAUGCUUCUGUUACUUAUAUUAACUCAUUACCUAACGAUAGCCAAUUAUCAGUUGAGACUAAGCUAGAUUUAUACAAAUAUUAUAAACAAAGUACUGUAGGUAAUUGUAAUAUAAAAGAACCAAGUCAUUUUAAAUUUGCUGAUAAAAAAAAAUAUGAUGCUUGGAAAUCAGUUGAAAAUUUAAAUAGAGAAGAUGCUAAGAAAAGAUACGUUGAAAUCGUUUCAGAAAUUUUUCCUAAUUGGCAAAAUAAAGAAUAA
Molecule: messenger RNA, 273 nt
Organism: Plasmodium gaboni
Lineage: Eukaryota; Apicomplexa; Aconoidasida; Haemosporida; Plasmodiidae
Product: acyl-CoA binding protein, isoform 2, ACBP2
Exons: 1
Coding region: 1-273 (90 amino acids)
Biological process (GO): fatty acid metabolic process
Molecular function (GO): fatty-acyl-CoA binding
Source: RefSeq, a predicted model, not a curated record